AAAGCCAUAGCCCUUCACCGGCCUUCCUUUCCCCAACAAAUCUAACUCUCUCUCUCUCUCUGCUUUGUAUGCCCCGAACAUGGUGCACAGCUUCCACCCCUACACGGCGGCCUCGGCCCGCUUCCGGCAAAUCUCGGUGCCCUUCAACCUGCGCAAGACAAAGCCAUGGUGGUCGGAGAUCUUGGACCCGGGAUCCGAAACAGUGACACGGUGGAACUACAUCUUCUUCGUGAUCUGCAUCAUGGGCCUCUUCCUCGACCCCCUUUUCUUCUUCUUACCCCUCAUCGGCGGAAAAGCCUGCAUGGAGACCGACCUCCAAAUCAGCAUCUAUGUCACCUCCAUCCGCACAAUCGCCGACUUGUUCUACAUCUUCCACAUUAUCAUCAAGUUUCGUAUUGCCUUUAUUGCCCCUGGCUCUAGGGUUUUCGGCCGCGGCCAGCUCGUUAAGGACCCCUGGGCCAUUGCCUCGCGCUACCUCAAAAAGGACUUCUCCAUUGACCUAGCCGCCUGUCUACCACUCCCCCAGAUUAUGAUUUGGUUUGUGAUUCCAGCGACGAGAAACUCAACAGCUGCUUAUACUAAUCAUACACUUUCUUUGAUCGUUCUCAUUCAAUACAUCCCCCGAUUUAUUCAGCUUUUCCCUCUAAACCGGCGGAUUGCUAAGAACACUGGUGUUGUAGCCAAGACUGCUUGGUCAGGGGCAGUGUACAAUCUUAUUCUUUUUGCGCUAACUGCACAUAUUGUUGGAUCUUCGUGGUAUGUGUUGUCCAUUAAACGGCAGUACGAGUGUUGGAAACAGGAAUGUGGCAAGGAACAUAAUGGGACACAUUCUCCAUCCUGUAAUCUUGAGUUUCUUGAUUGUAAAACUACAAAUAAUCGUGAACGCCAAGCUUGGUUGGAGAAAACAAACGUGAGUGAGAACUGCGAUGCUAUAAAUGAUGAGGGAAAAUUUCAGUUUGGAAUGUUUAAAGAGGCAUUCAAAAAUGACGUCGCUUCUGCACCCUUCAUUAGUAAAUAUUUCUAUUGCCUUUGGUGGGGUAUGAGAAAUUUAUGUGCAUAUGGACAAGAUAUUGAAGUAAGCACUAUGGUUGGUGAAACCUCGUUUUGCAUUACCAUUGCGUCAAUUGGCCUCGUCCAGUUUUCACAUCUCAUGAGUCAGAUACAGACCUUUCUGCAAUCUACGACGGCUAGACUUGAAGAGUGGAGGGUCAAAAGAAGAGACACAGAGGAGUGGAUGAGGCACCGUCAACUCCCUCCAGAAUUGCAAGAACGUGUGCGUCGGUUUGUUCAAUAUCAGUGGAUUGCCACAAGAGGUGUUGAUGAAAAAUCCAUCUUAAAUUCCCUGCCUUUGGAUAUACGACGUCAAAUUCAAAGGCAUCUAUGCCUUGCCCAUGUUCGCCGAGUUCCCUUCUUCGCACAAAUGGAUGAUCAGCUCUUGGACGCCAUAUGCGAACGCCUCAAGUCAUCCUUAAAUACCAGAGACACACACAUCUUUCGGGAGGGUGCUCCGGUGAGUGAGAUGCUUUUCAUUGUCAGAGGGCAACUCGAAAGCUCCACGACUGAUGGUGGAAGGACAGGAUUCUUCAACUCCAUCACCCUAAGAGCCGGUGACUUCUGUGGUGAAGAGUUGCUGACAUGGGCCUUAAUGCCUUCAUCCAGUCUAAACCUUCCGGUCUCAACUCGAACUGUGAAGUCCCUCACUGAAGUCGAGGCAUUUGCACUCCGAGCUGAAGACCUCAAGUAUGUUGCGAGUCAAUUUAAGCGCCUUCACAGCAAAAAACUGCAGCACGCAUUUAGGUACUACUCCCACCAGUGGAGGACUUGGGGAGCUUGUUAUAUACAAGUUGCGUGGAGACGAUACAAAAAGAGGAAAUUGGCGCUGGAUUUGUUGAGAGAGGAGGAGUACUAUUACACACAUGUUUUGGACCAAGACCCUGACUAUAACAAUGGAUCAACUAGUGGUGCAGACGACGACGAUGACGACGACAACGACGAUGAAGGUCCAAGUAAGACCUCAUCGCUGCGUCGUAUGGCAGAGCAAUUGCACAUUCCACUCGGGCCUGCAAUUUUGGCUUCGAAGUUUGCUGCAACCACCAAAAGAGGACUUCAGAAGGUGGCAACACGGCUUGACCGUGAAACUAGCAGUGCCAAAAUGCCCAAAAAGUUGUUUAAGCCGAACGAGCCAGAUUUCUCAAAAGAUAGUUGAGUGUCGAUCCAAAUCAUUUUUAAGUAUCACAGUAAAUCUUAGAGUGAUUCCCAAUGAGUUUAACUUAAUUAGGAUUAUUGUGACUUGUAAAUAAUCGACUAUUAUGCUGCAUUCCCAUGUGUGAAGUGAAUCUAAAAUAUUGUAUCUUGACCACCAAUUUUUCUUAUAUGCAGUG
Rosa rugosa (rugosa rose) is the source of this 2381-nucleotide messenger RNA. RefSeq names its product probable cyclic nucleotide-gated ion channel 16. The coding region runs from base 80 to 2206 and encodes 708 amino acids. The transcript is spliced from 6 exons. Gene Ontology annotation, molecular function: monoatomic ion channel activity. Gene Ontology annotation, cellular component: membrane. NCBI's taxonomy places the organism in Eukaryota, Viridiplantae, Streptophyta, Magnoliopsida, Rosales, Rosaceae. The record is from RefSeq and is a predicted model, not a curated record. Gene Ontology annotation, biological process: monoatomic ion transport; transmembrane transport.